AACUGAAGUGCCCAGGCUGUGAGGACUGGGCCAGCGGGAGCGCGCGACACUUCCUCCAGAGCGCGCGCAACACGGGCCGGGCUUGCGUGUUUGACCUUCCACGUUCUGGUGCUUUCCCUAGAGUCUCUUCCAGAGUUCAUUCCUCCAGAGCCCAGAAUCUUGAGUUGUAUCUACGAUGAGCAACUUGACCCAGAAUCUACGGGACGUCAUGAAGGUCUUGUUCAGAGUUCCCGGUUUUGAUAGAGUUUUGGAAAAGGUGACGCUUGUCUCUGCUGCUCCUGAUAAAGUAAUUUGUGAAAUGAAAGUGGAAGAAGAGCAUACUAAUAAGUUUGGUACUCUCCACGGGGGCUUGACAGCAACUUUGGUAGAUUCCAUAUCAACCAUGGCUCUGAUGGGAACAGAAAGAGGGCUUCCUGGAGUCAGUGUUGACAUGAACAUAACGUUUAUGUCACCUGCUAAACUUGGAGAAGUAGUAGUGAUCACAGCACACAUUCUGAAGCAAGGAAAAACACUUGCAUUUGCCUCGGUGGAUCUGACCAACAAGACCACAGGGAAAUUAAUAGCACAAGGCAGGCAUACUAAACACCUGGGAAACUGAGGGAACAAACAGCAGGGUGACCCAAUGAAGCCCAACAAUGAAUGAGUAUAACUUUCUGAAAUAAAUAUCAAAACCAGAA
Molecule: messenger RNA, 677 nt
Organism: Arvicola amphibius (Eurasian water vole)
Lineage: Eukaryota; Metazoa; Chordata; Mammalia; Rodentia; Cricetidae
Gene: Acot13
Product: acyl-CoA thioesterase 13
Exons: 3
Coding region: 176-598 (140 amino acids)
Molecular function (GO): fatty acyl-CoA hydrolase activity
Source: RefSeq, a predicted model, not a curated record